Fulvia fulva is the source of this 759-nucleotide messenger RNA. RefSeq lists its product as uncharacterized. The record is from RefSeq and is a predicted model, not a curated record. The coding region runs from base 1 to 759 and encodes 252 amino acids. The transcript has a single exon. Lineage: Eukaryota; Fungi; Ascomycota; Dothideomycetes; Mycosphaerellales; Mycosphaerellaceae.
AUGGUGAAGUCUGCGGUUGAGGUGGAGGGAGCGGAAGUGGUUAAGCGGCUGGGCGACAAGCAGAUUGAAGUCGAUCGUUUGCGAGAGGAACUUGAGAUGGUCAAGAGUCAACUACCAACCAAGCUCGAUGGUUCCAAGAAGAAGAAGAAGCUCAAAUUGGUCAGCGAGGAGGCUUUUGACGACUUGAAAAUGCAAGUCGGCGGCCUUGCUUCGGAACACAAAAAGCUACAGCAAGAGAACGCCAGCUCCAAGGCAGACAUCGCCAGCGCUCGAGCUCGGGAGGCCGUGGCUACACAGAACCAUCACAGCAUUCAGUUCCAGGUCAAUGCGCUCAGCCGGACCAUAGGCUCCAUUUCACCACCCGACACGGUUGUGACUCGACUCUCGACCCUGGAGAGCGACGUACAGAGCCUGCAGAGCAUUCCACCCGCCGAUCUACAGGCUGGUCUUCUGGCAUCAAAAGUCACGAACUUGGAGGCCGAUACUCGCGAACACAAAUCUCAGCACAGCGAGCUACGAACAAAGGUUACAAAGGUUGAGCGAAAGGUGCAUAGCCUGAAUGCCGAAACAACCGAUUGGACAGAGACGCUCGUUUGGGUGAAGAACUUUAACCUUUGGGUUAUGGGACAACUCGACCUCAUAGGUGACCCGAGAACAAUCUUCCCAGGAGUUGCAUGGAAGGAAAAGGCACAGAAAGAAAAGUCGGAAGAGAUCUGUGGGUGCAAGUUGCCUGGUCCGCUUGAGAAGAAGAAGCAAUAG